Messenger RNA from Suillus fuscotomentosus, 978 nucleotides. RefSeq lists its product as uncharacterized. The transcript is spliced from 8 exons. Bases 1 to 978 code for a protein of 325 amino acids. The record is from RefSeq and is a predicted model, not a curated record. Lineage: Eukaryota; Fungi; Basidiomycota; Agaricomycetes; Boletales; Suillaceae.
AUGUCUCAGUUGCCUGAUGAUGAUUUGCCUGCUAGUUCAGAAAAUUAUAACGCACUGAAACGGCGCAUUGCUUUUUUAGAGGAACAAAAUGCUGACCUCCAGGGGGAAAGUAACCGCAGCAAAAGCCGUAAUGACCCAUACCUUACUUCUGGCCGAGCUAUUUGGCGCCUUGACCAAAUUCAUGAGACAUUUCAAUGUUUGAUACGCUGGGUCCCAUGUGUCCGUAAACUUGUCUACUCUGAAAGUGAUGGGUAUCAACUUAAUGCCGCAUAUCAAAAACUCAACAGGGCAGCAGAUUCAGCCAGAGGCGACGAUGCUGCUUCCUUGAAGUUAGUAGUUACCUCCUGGCUGAAUGAGAGUCUUCCUACCCCCAACCCACCUAUCCACUCACGGGACAAGUCAGGAUGUGGAUUUUACAAUGACACAACGGGAGAACUCAUCUGUCCAGUAGAUUUUAAAUGGACAGAUAUGAGAACAAAGGAAGGUAUACAAAAUUAUGAACCUACCUUUCAAGUUACUGCCCACUCUUGGCCAACAUUUUUGUAUAAAGAUGGCAAAUAUGAUCAUGAGGACCCAACAACAGGGCUUUUCAAAGGUGCUCUACUUGUCAGGGCUUUCAAACACAUCUUCACCUCACCUAGUUCUGCCGGUGAGAUACAACCUGACCAAGAUGAAUUCUCCCGGGAACCACGAUACAAGCGGUCAAGGACCUCAGGUGAAUGGCGCACCAGGUCUGAUGUCGCAGCGCUAUUAGGGAUGCGAUCAGUUCAACCUAGAGCCAUUGCAUAUUCUGCAGUUCAGUUUUAUGUCUACAUCCUCAAUUACUUCGAACACCCGCCAACAUCUGCAGCCAAAACCUCUGUUGAGGCGCUUCUUGUUUGGUGGAACCGAAUAGUUUUUGGCCCUCGCAAUGUGGCCUCUUAUUCGCCUCAGAUCGCUGCAAAGUAUUCAGUUGCUAACACUUCAGCCAGAUGCUGA